AAUCCACAGAUUUUCCUGUGUUACUUUUGCCACACUCAUCACACUAUAAAGUGCCCUCUCACCUCCCUCUUUCCCUCAGUUAUUCAAUCCAAAAACACUUUGUUUUAUAUUGUCUUCUUUUACUUCAACACUCCAACAACACAAUAUGGCCGCCUCAGUACCAACCGUUGGAGCCGUUAACAUUGCACAGUUGAAACUGAAUGGCUCUAGCAGUAGGGUGACAAGCUCACCAUUCUUUGGAACAAGUUUGAAGAAAGUCAAUUCUGAGAGUUCAAGCCAGAGGGGUGUGUGUCGGAAUUUCAAGGUUUCUGCACAGAUUGAAUAUGAUGAGGAGAAGCAAACUUCAAAGGAUAGAUGGGGUGGACUUGCCUAUGACACUUCAGAUGACCAGCAAGAUAUCACUAGAGGGAAGGGAAUGGUGGACACUCUCUUCCAAGCUCCCAUGGAAAGUGGCACUCACUAUGCUGUCAUGAGUUCCUAUGAUUAUAUCAGUGCCGGACUUCGCCAGUACAAUUUAGACAACACCAUGGAUGGCUUCUAUAUUGCUCCUGCAUUUAUGGACAAGAUUGUUGUUCACAUCACCAAGAACUUUUUGAACUUGCCAAAUAUUAAGGUCCCUCUUAUUUUGGGUAUUUGGGGAGGCAAAGGUCAGGGGAAAUCAUUUCAAUGUGAGCUUGUCUUUGCCAAGAUGGGAAUCAACCCCAUAGUGAUGAGUGCUGGAGAAUUGGAAAGCGGAAAUGCUGGAGAACCUGCAAAGUUGAUUAGGCAAAGGUAUCGCGAGGCAGCAGACAUUAUCAGAAAAGGAAAGAUGUGCUGUCUCUUCAUCAAUGAUCUUGAUGCAGGAGCUGGUAGGCUUGGUGGAACCACUCAAUACACAGUCAACAACCAGAUGGUGAAUGCAACCCUUAUGAACAUUGCUGACAACCCAACCAAUGUCCAACUUCCUGGCAUGUACAACAAGGAGGAGAAUCCCCGUGUUCCCAUCAUAGUCACUGGCAAUGACUUCUCAACAUUGUAUGCUCCUCUCAUUCGUGAUGGACGUAUGGAGAAGUUCUAUUGGGCACCUACUCGGGAUGACAGGAUUGGUGUCUGCCAAGGCAUUUUCAGAACAGAUGGUGUUCUAAAGGAGGAUAUUAUCAAGCUUGUUGACACCUUCCUUGGGCAAUCUAUUGACUUCUUUGGUGCCUUGAGGGCCAGAGUCUAUGAUGAUGAAGUAAGGAAGUGGAUUUCUGGUGUUGGGGUGGAGAAUAUUGGGAAAAAGCUGGUGAACUCAAAGGAGGGACCUCCAACAUUUGAGCAACCAAAGAUGACUCUUAGCAAGCUCCUUGAGUAUGGAAACAUGCUUGUCCAAGAGCAAGAGAAUGUGAAGAGGGUUCAAUUGGCUGACAAAUAUCUCAAUGAGGCUGCACUUGGAGAUGCAAAUGAUGAUGCCAUCAAGACUGGAAACUUCUAUGGACAAGGAGCUCAGCAAGUUCAUGUUCCUGUCCCUGAAGGUUGCACUGACCCUACUGCUGAAAACUAUGAUCCAACAGCCAGAAGUGAUGAUGGAAGCUGCACAUACAAAUUUUAGGUGAUUCUUAGGUAAAUUGUGAGUAGAUAAAUAUAGUUUUGAAACAGCAAAAUAAAAGAAUGUUACAAUGUUUUCCACAUUAGAAUUCACUUUUUUAUGUAAGAUGUAGAUUUUGUGUUAUUGCCGGUGUAACCCUUUGUUGGGUUUUAUGGGUGACAAUAUGACAUCUUAUAGCUAGCAUAGUUGGAAAUAUCAUUUCCUUUUUGUUUCUCUGUUCA
Messenger RNA from Glycine soja, 1788 nucleotides. RefSeq names its product ribulose bisphosphate carboxylase/oxygenase activase 2, chloroplastic-like. The coding region runs from base 146 to 1570 and encodes 474 amino acids. The record is from RefSeq and is a predicted model, not a curated record. Lineage: Eukaryota; Viridiplantae; Streptophyta; Magnoliopsida; Fabales; Fabaceae. Gene Ontology annotation, molecular function: ATP binding; ribulose-1,5-bisphosphate carboxylase/oxygenase activator activity; ATP hydrolysis activity. The transcript is spliced from 6 exons. Gene Ontology annotation, cellular component: thylakoid; chloroplast stroma.